Messenger RNA from Drosophila rhopaloa, 2397 nucleotides. RefSeq names its product actin-related protein 8 (gene Arp8). Gene Ontology annotation, cellular component: Ino80 complex. Bases 105 to 1943 code for a protein of 612 amino acids. The transcript has 3 exons. Lineage: Eukaryota; Metazoa; Arthropoda; Insecta; Diptera; Drosophilidae. The record is from RefSeq and is a predicted model, not a curated record. Gene Ontology annotation, biological process: regulation of DNA-templated transcription; double-strand break repair.
GUUAAAUGUAUCGAUAACGAUUUGCAACGCCUGAUAUCGGUUGGGAGGUAAAUGUUGUUGCUACGGCGAAAUUGACGCCGCCAAGGAUCUGAUCCGGAAACCGAAUGAUGCAACGAUCCCGCGCUAGCAGCACAAGCAGUGGCCGCCAGCCGGCUCCUCCGCCAGCGGGACUGCCCCAGCCGCAGGUUCAGCCGCUGGAGGCGCCCAAGAUCAUCGUGAUCCAUCCGGGGUCCCAGCACCUGAGGAUCGGGCGGGCGGCCGACCUCAAUCCGCUGACCCUGCUCCAUGCGGUGGCCUACAGAAGGCGGCAGGUGGACGGCGACUGGCCGCACCACGACGCACUCCUGCCGCCGCUGGACAACAUCAAUCCCGCCCAGCUGCAAGUGGAGUUUGAGGAGCAGCGGCUGGCUGUGUCGCGUAUCCUGCAGCACUGCGUCGUCGAUGAGAAGAACCGCCUGCGGGUGGCCACUCCGCCGCAGCAGUUGGCCCACUUCAACCGGAGCAGCCAGGCCGAGAAGGUGCCGCCGCCAAGUGGCCACCCACCGGAGGACCAGCAGCCCUGGCUGGACCGCGAGGCACCGGUCCUGUUCGACGACAGGAUCCUUCGCCUCAGCGCCUUCGAUGCCCGCGACUACGACAUCCACUUUCCCAUGCAAAGGGGCGAGCUGAAUGUGCACAAGGAAAAGGGCGGCUCGCUGCAGGCCAGCCUGCAGCACUUGGAGCGCAUCUGGGCAUAUGCCCUGGAGGCACGUCUGAAGAUACCGCUGCGGGAGCUGGGCACCCACUGCGCCGUCUUGGUGGUCAACGAUGUCUAUGUGCGGCGGCAUUUGCGGGAGCUCAUGACCCUGCUGCUGCAGCGCUUGGGCUUCCGGCGCUGCUUCCUCGUUCAGGACAGCGUGGCCUCCACCUAUGGCGCCGGCAUUGGCUACGGCUGUGUGGUGGACAUUGGCGCCCAAAAGACCUCUAUCGCCUGCAUCGAGGACGGCAUUUCGCAGCUGGAUGCGAGGGUGAGACUGCCCUAUGGGGGCGGUGACUUGGACCAGGUGCUCCUCAUGCUGCUGCGCAAGUGUGGCUUUCCCUACCGCGAGUGCAACGUCCAGGACAGCUAUGUGGAUGCCCGUCUGCUGGACGAGUUAAAGGAGAAGUUCUGCCACCUGAAUGCCAGUGUUUGUGGUGCCCAAGAGAAGCACUUCACCCUGCGCAAGCAGAACGGCCAGUGGUUGCGGUACACUAUCCAGGUGGGCGACGAGGCCAUCAUGGCACCGCUGGCCCUCUUCCACACGGAGCUGCUGAACAUUACGGGCCGGUCGAGAGCGGUCUGCAUGCAACAGGCGCCGCAGGAGCAGUACGACUGCGAGGACUGCUUCGAUGCGGAGUAUCUGAAGGAGACGGGCCGCAAGAACGGGGUAAGGGGUGGCGAUGCCUUGCCCCUGGCCACGGGCCCAGGAUCCCAGCCACGCCCCCAGCUGCCCGUGACCGCAGACGACGAGGAGCUCAUUGUGGUGGAUCAGGACGAGGCCAGUAGCAACUGCCAGUCACAACAGGCUUCGCAGCCAGCUGGAGGGCAGUCCAGCGCGAAUGGCUGUUACCACAAUGGCCAGGGCCAGGUGCUGCCUUUGGACCUGGCCAUUAUCCGAGCCAUCAACCGACUGUCCAGCUACGAGACCAAGCGCAAGAUGUUCGGCUCCAUUCUGCUCGUGGGCAGCAGUGCCAAGUUGCCGGGACUGGCCGCCUGGCUGGAGCACCGGAUCAGCCAGCAGAUACAGCCCACCGGCGCCGAGGUGAACGUCUUCACCAAGGGCAUGGACGCGGGCAUGGUCGCGUGGAAGGGAGCGGCCAUCAUGUCCGUGCUGGAGAGCGCCCGCGAGCUGUGGAUCUCGCAGCACGACUGGCAGCGCCACGGACUACGGAUACUCCGCGAGAGAUCGCCCUUCCUCUGGUGAGAUGGCCAUCCCCUCCUCCCAUUGCAUUUCGAAUAUGUUCAGGGAAACUGUAAAUGUUAAUUAAGAUAAUGUAGGAUCCUACUUUAAAUGCCGACCAAUGCAUUAACGACUUGCAACCGAUUAUCCUAAAAGCAACACUCAUUUCAUAAAAAACAUCUAGCUUUUAUUUUAAAGCACGUAACAAAGUAUGCAAAAUAAUAACAAACAUCUGAGCCUGUUUUUGUUUAGCUUGUUUGUAUAUUUAGAAUUAUUUUAUAUAGUAUCAGAGAUUAAGUAAACAAAUUAAGAGUCCAGCGAUUAGCUCAGUAUAUACGCAAAUUUAAUGAUUGUGAACAAAGAAAGUAAGAGCCAACAAAACGAAAGGUACAACAAAGCUUUGGCCGUGAAAUUCGAACUUUAUCCAGCGAUAAGUAAAUACGACUGUCUUAUCAAAAAUAAAUCAACGAAAAAUGCA